Messenger RNA from Chiloscyllium plagiosum (whitespotted bambooshark), 5219 nucleotides. RefSeq names its product WW domain-binding protein 2-like. Gene Ontology annotation, molecular function: chromatin DNA binding; transcription coactivator activity. The record is from RefSeq and is a predicted model, not a curated record. NCBI's taxonomy places the organism in Eukaryota, Metazoa, Chordata, Chondrichthyes, Orectolobiformes, Hemiscylliidae. Gene Ontology annotation, cellular component: nucleus. Gene Ontology annotation, biological process: positive regulation of DNA-templated transcription.
UGCCUUCAUAACGCGCCACGUCACUGCGUCCUGCACCCGCCCAUUCCCCUCCUCAGCGAAGACUUGGGGACAAAGAUGGCGCUCAACAGGAAUCAUUCGCAGAACGGUGGUAUUGUUGUCAAUAAUGGCGAGAGCAUUUUAAAAGAGUGCAAAGAUGUGGAGCUCUCAUUCAGUGACAUGACCGUUAAGUCUGAUUUCUUUAAGGGCACCAAGAAGGGAACGUUGUACUUGACCCCAUACAGGAUGAUCUUUCUGUCAAAAGGGACUAACUUCAUGCAAUCAUUCAUGAUGCCUUUCUACCUUGUGAAAGACUGUUCUAUUGAGCAACCUGUUUUCUCUGCGAAUUAUAUCAAGGGAACUAUUCGGGCCGAACCUGGAGGUGGAUGGGAAGGACAGGCCUCAUUCAAAUUGGUUUUUAACAGCGGUGGAGCCAUCGAAUUUGGACAACUGAUGUUCAAAGUUGCUCAACAAGCUUCCAGAGGUACUCCAGUACGGAAUGCUGCUUAUGGAUAUGCACCAAUGGCUGAUAUGGCUUUUGGAUUUGCCCCUGCAAAUGGCCCAUACCCAGCAAAUGGUCCAUACCCCUAUCAGCCACCUCCCAUGAAUGGGGGCUAUGGGCCUCCACCUGCACCAAUGGGAUACCAGUAUGGUCCUCCACCAGGUGCCUAUCCAUCUGCUCCUGCAAUGGACAUGUAUAUGCCACCACCACCUCCCUAUCCUGGACCACCUCCAGUCAGUGUGGUUGACCCUGGAUUGCCUGGUGGAGCUAAAGCAGCAGAAGCAGCUUCUAGUGCUUACUACAAUCCGUCCAAUCCUCACAGUGUCUACAUGCCAAUGGAUCAGCCCCCACCAUACACUCCAGCAGAGGGGAAGAAGAACAAUUGAAUCUGUUCAAAGUGCUGAUUCUUCCAAUUGUUUGUGAAAUGUACACUUUCUUAAACUCUGUUGUUAGAAGCUGCAUUUCUAUUCUAAACAAGCUGUUUCCUCGCCUCAUUCCACCAUCCAGCAGCAGAUUGCACCUUGGACUGCGCGUUCCCUUUUGAUAUCUUUGUUCUUAGACAGGCAUUGGGAAUGAUUUUGCAUGAAGUCCUACAGGAUCCUUUUCACUGGGAAAACUUAGAAUUCCUGUUGCCUUUUAAAAGCAAAAAUAUUCACCUAAUGUGACCAGUUUGCAGUUUUGGGAUAUUGCUGGUGUUCUGUGGCUAUCUAAAGCCAGCAGUUAGCAAGUGUUGAUGAAUUUCAUUCUUUAAACAGUGUAAAAAUGCAACUUGUAAUGACAGUAUAGUAUUGAAAAUAUACUAAGUUUAAUUAAAGGAAUUACUUUGUGAUGCAAGUGAAUGAACCGAUUCCUGCAAAAUCAUUUUGCUAUUUUAAAUACCGCUGUAAAAAUAGUCAUUUUGUUAUGAUGCUGUUUGACAUGUAAUCAGGCAGCAGCAUUUCUAGUCUUUAGAAUUUUUUGGUAUGGAAAGGUUGGAAUGAUUAGAAUCUGUUUUUAAUCUCUAUACAAAAUAUCUCUUCUAUAAGAAAAUAACUUAGACUAACCUUUUUAGGAAUGUUGCUGAGGAAUGCUUUGUAGGUUUGGUGGUUAGACAAAGUUCAUCCCCUUUAUCAUUUGAAUGAGCUACUUGAGGUCACCUUUUUUAAAAAUAUUAUUUAAAGGGGAUGGGGAAAAAUUCAGAUACACAUGUUUCUAGACACAGUAAUCUGAUCUGGGUUUGAUCCACUACAAUGGGUUUUGUAUUAACUUGAUACGACUUUGGCCUGAAGCUGUGCAAUACAAAUGUUGUUGCAAGAUCAAAGAUAUUUGAUCAUAAGCAUUUGAAACCUACGUAUUAGAGUUAUAGUAUUGUGAUUUGGUUAUUUAGCUAAAGAAUGAUGCACUGUAAAUAUACUUAAACCAAUACACUAUGCUGUUUGACUCUUUUUGGAUGACCUCCAGCACAACCCACUUUGAAUUUUUUAAUCAUUAAUCCUCUACUCAGUGUUUUAAAAGCAGUUCUAAAUGCUGCCUUCAACCACAAGAUAUGAAAUCACAAUCUAAAAAUGUUGUUGCUGAUGUUUUGCCACAGUUCCUGUGAUUUAUAAUUUGAAGACGGGUGUUUCAUUUAUACUCCCAAGUAUUAAGCUUCUCCUUUGGUUGCUGGGAACAUGCUCUUUCAUUGACUGGACCUUGUAUUCAUCUUUUUAAAAGCUCUUUGGCAUGUAGUGGCUUCUUUUUAUUUGUGUGUUUUUUUUGAGGAUGCUGUGAUUGUUUGGAUUGUUCAGAACAUACUGUGACUUGCAAAGAGCUAGAAAGAGCAUUUGCCCAUUUUUAGGAGCAAUCUAAACCCUAACUUGUAGUUUCUCCUACUUAUUGGCAUCAAAUGUGUCAACUGUACAACAAUAUAACUUGUUCUAAAAGAAAUAUGUGUACACUUAUUGAUAUUCCAGUUCCACUGAACCAGGGCAACCAUGAUGUGGUGAAUAAAUUAACUCCCGUGCUGAGUCUGAUCCAGGAGUGAUGCAGUUGCUACCUUUUUUGUUUCAUUCUGUCUUAUCUGCUCUACUCGGUAACCUAAGCUUUUCUUCUGCUUCAACCUUUUACGAUUCUCUUUCGCAACAGUUGACUGGACUGUGGAAGUUAAGACUGUUUAAGAGUACAAGCUGAUAAUCACUCGAAUGCUUAACUCCUUCAGAUUGUAGGGCUGCCUGAGCAUCACUCCUUGGUUUAUCAGUUUGAGCAAAAAAAGAUUUUGUUUAACUUACUUAAUAAUGAGGCCUCCAAAUGAUAGGAGAAAUCUAGUUUGUUGACAUUGGCCAGUUACAGGCCAGAAAUGGCAACAAAUCAACUGCUAUUCCAUUUAGCUAGCCAUCUUUGAUUCUUCACUCAUUUUCCAGCUAUGUUUAAUUCCACUUCACAGAAUCCUACUUUGUAGCCAAAUGCCUUUUUUUUUUGGAUUUCUAUAGACUGCCAGUCGUUCAUGCACUAUAAGAAAGGAAGCCGGUGAAAUUAAUGGAGGAUUUAUUGAAUUAAAAUAUGCUCUUGGGAUGAUUGUCACUGUGCCACAAUGUGAUUAAAGGCAAUUAAUUUUAUUGCAACUUUUAUCUUUCACUACAAUAAAUUAUGUAACAGGUUGUAGCUGUAAAACAAAUGGCCCUUGCACAAGGCUUUUACUGAGCUGCAAAUGCUGAUAACUUGCUAAAUGUUUCUUCAUUGCAUCUGUUUUGAAAAAUCGGAUACUGGAGGGAAAUCAUAAAUGUAAAUACUUUCAGAUCAUUAAAAUUAAUCAAAUCUAUUUCACUGACAAAGCACUGAGUCAGUGGAGCGAAGUCUGACUCUAUAUUGCAUUCAUUCCAUGGGCUACUCGACUGUUGUGUAUAGCAUGCACUGUAUGAUACUAAUGUCAUUUGUGAAAAAGCAAUUCGAUGUGUUUAAAAGUUUGUUGGAUAAACACCUAUAAUGUUGAGAGUGAGUAUCUGAUGCACUGAUUGUCAAAAGUCAGGUGCUGAGAGCAUUGGUUUUAUAUUGGUUGGUUUUCUUUUGGUCUCCCUGUAUUUAAACAUUUAAUGAGGGAUCCUUUUUUAGUAGUGACGUUUUGCUUUGGUGUCUUAAUGUUUUUUUUUGUUUUAUUAAAAUGAUCAGAUGUCUCCUGUAUGAAGAUGAUAGCUCUUCUUACCCUUCACACCAGAACACAUACCAACCUUCCAUGACUGCAUCCUCUUAACUAAUGUGGAUGUGUAAAGCAUUUCCAUGGAUAGAAUAAAUCUUAUUUUUCCAAAAUUCCCAUUGUAAUAGUGAGAGGCAUUAAUGAUGUGUAAAUUCAGCUAAUUGGACUAUUUAGCGAAUUCAGGCAUGUGCAUGUGCAGUUCUUUAAGCAGGACUUGUAGAAGGACUCUGCUUUAUUUUCAGCCAUAGCAAUUAAUUAAGGCAAUUAAGAAUGAAAGGUUACACAUUGUCUUAAGUGUGUGAAUUUGAGGAGUUUGAUGUGUUCACAAGUUUGUAGACUUCAGUGACGUUCAUCCCAUUAAAGAGAGAAAUGCUUUAAAUUUUGUAUUUCACUGAUUUCUCUUGUAUGCAUUGCAAGUAACAGUAUAACAGGAAAUUUGGAUAAUGCAUGUUGAAAAUGCUUUGCUUUGUGUCUUAUAUACACUGGCUUUUGAGCUUAUUGUUCUGAUUGCUAACACAAUACUGAGGUCUGUCCUCCAAGCUGAAGCCUCAAUGGAAGAGGAACACUAAUCCUGUAAAUUUAAGGACAGACCCACCCCCUCCUUCUUCCCUGCUUUCCCCCCCUCCCCAACCUUGCCAACAGAAAAGAAAUGUAUCUCUUCAAUGAAGACUUGUUUCGACUGUUUGUUGCCACUUCAGCACGAAAUGGGGCUUUCUGGGGGACUAUUUAAAAUUCUCAGUAUGUAAACAAAAUAAACUGCCCUUGAAAGAUUGGAGUGGGGGGAAAUUCCAGUAGCUCUUCUAGAAGUUGAUUGCUGCCAAUAAUCUAUUUAUCCCACAGUACACUUGGUUUUCUACAUUUUGUUCCAGUGGGGAGGGUGGGUGGAGGUUUGCACAGCUAGGGUUAGGAUGAGCAAACUUGCAUCACUCAUGAUAUUUUAUCAACUGUAGAAGAAACAUUAUUUGAGAAUGUUAAAAUGGAGGUGUAAAAUAUAAUGUAAAAUAGUUAAUAAUCCUUAGCUAUAGGAAAAAGAAUUAGAAAAUUCAAUAAUGUUUGCAAAUGAGAAAUAAAUUUGUACAAUAUUCUGUACUCUCCCUUCUCUGUACCUUUUGUUUUGAAGUACUGAAUUUCUGUAGACAGCUGCUUUGGUGGAAAAGCUGAUCUAUUUUUCAUCCUGCUGAUUUGAGUCUUUAACAAAACUGUGUUUACAGGAAUUAAUUUUGGGGCUGAUGAGAACAAAAUUAAUUGGCUCUAAUUAUUUAGAAUGGAAAGACAGAUGUUUAUAUACACCCCCUUGCAUUAAGUGCAAGUUGUGAUUGAAACAAAUCGAGCGCAGUUGUAAAACAAACUUGCUUAUUUGAACUGGAUUAAAAAUGGGCCAAUUAAAUUAGUUUCUGGUAGCAUAAUAAACUGCAUUUUUUUGUUUAACCCUAUACUUUUUUAACUGAAGAAUUAUAACUACUAGAUUUCUAAAAUGAAUGUGUUAAUUGUGUACAAGUCUGUAUGUAUGCUUCAGUAAAGCUUUACAACUUGUUAAUAAAUGCACCUAAAUAAAGGCACUUGUGUAAUGAA